AGCCAUGUCAUAGACACCUUUGACGUACGCUGGGACGCUUCACUAAGUCCUAACUAUACGUUACUACCUCCGCUACGCCCGCUCGCUGACCUGCAGUCGUACGAAAUGGUAUCUAUAAAGAAUCGAGCGAGGUACGUUACAACGUCUACUCACACAGAGUUCAGUCUCGAUCAAUUUCACGACUACCUUGAGGCUUAAAGCAUAUCAAUACCAUUUCACAUUCUGUCCAGCCUUUUUGACCAUCACCAUCUCCCCGACAAUAUGUCCAAGACCAUCUUCAUCACUGGCGGCUCAGGAUACAUUGGUGCCGUCAUUAUCGAAUAUGCCGUUGCACAAGGCUACUCAGUGACCGCCCUCUCGCGCUCCGAAUCCAGCGACUCCAAACUGCGCGCCCUCGGAGCGAACCCAGUCCGCGGCGACAUCAAGUCCCUCGAUGUUCUCACGGCUGAGGCAUCAAAAGCCGACAUCGUUAUCAAUAUGGCCGACGCUAUUGCUUCGGACUUCAAUAUCUCGCAAGACGAGCGCUGGGCCACAAAUUACGCUGCGAACAACGCCCUCGCCGCCGGCGUAAAAGGUACCAACAAGCCCCUCAUCAUCACCAGCGGCGCCAUGACCGCCCAGCCUCAUCCCGAGGACGAAGAGACGGACGAGAAAUCGCCUGGAUGGCCGGAAGGCCACAUCUAUGCCCGAGGCUUCGAGUCGAACAAGCAGACGUAUCUCGACCAAGGCGUCCGCGUUGCCUACGUCCGCCUCGCGCCAUACGUGUAUGGGAGAGGUGGUAGCGGCGUUCGUCUCUACAUGGAUUCGUUCGCACCCCGCGGCAAGGGUUUCUUCAUCAAGCCUGGCACCGCCCUUACUACCACUGUGCACGUAGAAGAUGCUGCGCGUCUGUAUCUCAUCCUCGCCGAGAAAGCGGUGGCUGGGGAAUCGUACAAUGCGACUUCCGAGACGGAUAUUCAACAGAAGCAAAUAUCUGAGGCUAUCUGCGAGACGCUUGGGUUUCCUUGCGAAGAGCUCGAUGUGGAGGAGGUGAAGGCCAAGAUGGGGAUGUUCUUGGCGAUUUUCAUGACGGCAAAGUGUCGGUCGUCGAACAAGAAGGCGAGGGAGCAGCUGGGGUGGAGUGUUCAGGCCGAGAAGGGCAUUUUGGAGGAGAUAAGGAGUGGAUCGUAUGUGGAUGUUGCGAAAGCGAUGAAGAAGCAGGCGAAGUGAGCAAAGAUACAUUACCCUCCUGAGAGCGAGAUGA
Messenger RNA from Paraphaeosphaeria sporulosa, 1243 nucleotides. RefSeq names its product putative NAD dependent epimerase/dehydratase. The coding region runs from base 262 to 1209 and encodes 315 amino acids. Lineage: Eukaryota; Fungi; Ascomycota; Dothideomycetes; Pleosporales; Didymosphaeriaceae. The record is from RefSeq and is a predicted model, not a curated record. The transcript has a single exon.